UUCCAUUAAACGGGGCGGCACAACGAAUUCUGCAUAUAUACCAGAGGUGCAGAUUAACCCCUUUCAUCGACAGGAUCAUAUAGCAACCAUGAUUUCUCUGGUCUUCGUUCUGCUCAUUGGAGCCGCUUUCGCCACGGAGGACGACAAGAUCGUUGGAGGGUAUGAGUGCAAGGCCUACUCCCAGCCCCACCAGGUGUCCCUGAACUCUGGGUACCACUUCUGUGGUGGCUCCUUGGUCAAUGAGAACUGGGUUGUGUCUGCUGCUCACUGCUACAAGUCCCGUGUGGAGGUGCGUCUGGGCGAGCACAACAUCAAGGUGACUGAGGGUAGCGAGCAGUUCAUCUCUUCAUCCCGCGUGAUCCGUCACCCCAACUACAGCUCCUACAACAUCGACAAUGACAUCAUGCUGAUCAAGCUGAGCAAGCCCGCCACCCUCAACACCUACGUGCAGCCUGUUGCUCUGCCCAGCAGCUGUGCCCCCGCGGGCACCAUGUGUACCGUCUCUGGAUGGGGCAACACCAUGAGCUCCACCGCUGACAAGAACAAGCUUCAGUGCCUGAACAUCCCCAUCCUGUCCUACAGCGACUGUAACAACUCCUACCCUGGCAUGAUCACCAACGCCAUGUUCUGCGCUGGAUACCUGGAGGGAGGCAAGGACUCUUGCCAGGGUGACUCUGGUGGCCCUGUGGUGUGCAAUGGUGAGCUCCAGGGUGUUGUGUCCUGGGGUUAUGGCUGUGCCGAGCCCGGUAACCCCGGUGUCUACGCCAAGGUGUGCAUCUUCAAUGACUGGCUGACCAGCACCAUGGCCACCUACGGAAAAGUGGGUCAGGAAAGUCCACUUUCGUUAACGCCUUACUUGGUUGGACUGGAUGGGGACGAGGGAGCAGCAGAAACCAGAGUGAUGGAGACCACCAUGAAGGCCAUUAGAUGCUCCCAUCCCACCAUGACUAACGUGAAAAUCUGGGACCUGCCUGGUAUCAGCCCCCCAAACUUUAAAGCAAAGAAUUACCUGAAGGAGGUCAAGUUUGAAACCUACGACUUCUUCGUCAUCAUCGGCACUGUGAGGUUCAAAGAGAACAACAUCAUGCAGGCCUCAGAGAUGAAGAUGUUCUACUUUGUCUGUUCGAAGAUCGACAAUGACAUCCGAGCUGAGGCAUGGAAGAAGAACUACAGGGAGGAAGAUUUGCUCUCCAAGAUCAGACAUACACACAAGAGGUCAGCCUUGAUCCAGUCUCUGCCGGUUGGCUCCAAAGUCAUGAUUGAAAAGAAGAGGAAGGAGCUUUUCAAAACUCCUUGCGUUGCAGCUGCUGCCACCUCAAACACAGCAGCCGUACCCAUCCCUGGCUUCUCAGUGGUCUGUGAGGUUGGUAUUAUGCAGGCCUUCCUCUGCAGGCCCUUCAUAGCCUUUGGACGAGAUGAGACUCUCAGAACGAGCAAGAUGUCUGAUGAAAACUUAUAUGAGGAUCUUGACAUCGACAAGGAAAUGAAGAACUACGACAUGUUUACCCCAACAGAAAAUGCAGCCAAAGCAAAGGAGCACCUGGAUCUGCUGGAGAACAAACUGGAGUUGACCAAGACCACAAUGAAGCCCAUUAGAUACAGCCAUCACACAGUGCCUAACGUGACAUUCUGGGACCUGCCUGGUACCGGCACCCCAAACAUUAAAGCAAAGAAGUACCUGAAGGAGGAAAAGUUUAAAACCUACAACUUCUUCAUCAUCGUCGGCACAAUUGACAACGACAGCCGAGCUGAGGCAUGGAAGAAGAACUACAGGGAGGAGGAUUUGCUCUCCAAGAUCAGACAGAAUUGUGAGGGGAACCUGAAGACCGAGAACAUCAAGCUGAUGUCCACAUUGUCUGUAAAACAUGCGUGUCUCUACGCGGGUCUCUACGCGUGUCUCUACGCGGGUCUCUACGCGUGUCUCUACGCGGGUCUCUACGCGGGUCUCUACGCGGGUCUCUACGCGGGUCUCUACGCGGGUCUCUACGCGGGUCUCUACGCGGGUCGCUACACGGGUCGCGGGUCUCUACGUGAGUCUCUACGCGUGUCUCUACGCGUGUCUCUACGCGUGUCUCUACGCGUGUCUCUACGCGUGUCUCUAUGCUCUCUACCACGAGUCUCUACCACGAGUCUCUACCACGAGUCUCUACCACGAGUCUCUACCACGAGUCUCUACCACGAGUCUCUACGCGUGUCUCUACGCGUGUCUCUACGCGUGUCUCUACGCGUGUCUCUAUGCGAGUCUCUAUGUGUGUCUCUAUACGAGUCUCUACGCCCAGUGUUCACCGGACAGACAGACACCAUGAGACUGCUUGCUCUGAUACUGCUGGUUGGAGCUGCUGCGGCAGUGCCCCGUGAGAAUGGUAAGAUCAUCGGUGGCCAGGAGUGUGAACCUCACUCCCAACCCUGGAUGGCCUCCCUCAACUACGGGUACCACUUCUGCGGAGCCGUGCUCAUCAAUGAGCAGUGGGUGCUCUCUGUCGCUCACUGCUGGUACAACCCCUACGCUAUGCAGAUCAUGCUUGGAGAGCACAACCUGCGUGUGUUUGAGGGAACUGAGCAGCUCAUGAAGACUCAAAACAUCAUCUGGCAUCCCAGCUAUGACUACCAGACGCUGGACUAUGACAUGAUGCUGAUCAAGCUGUUCCACCCUGUGGAGAUCACUGAUUAUGUGAAGCCCAUCCCGUUGCCCACAGGCUGCCCAUACGCAGGCCUCCCCUGCUCUGUCUCUGGCUGGGGCAACAUCGCCACUGGAGAGGAGGUAAACAUGCCCGCCCAUCUGCAGUGUCUGGAUGUGCCCAUACUGGAGGAUGAUAAGUGUGAGAUGGCCUACCCUGGCAUGCUCACCCGCAGGAUGGUGUGUGCCGGAUACAUGGACGGAGGCAGAGACGCAUGCAACGGGGACUCUGGCAGUGGUCUAGUGUGUUUGGGUGAGGUUCAUGGCCUGGUGUCCUGGGGUCAGGGCUGUGCUGUGCCCGGAUACCCCGGAGUCUAUGUCAAAGUGUGUGAGUUCCUCCCCUGGAUCGAUGAGACCAUGAAGGCCAACAUGUAACACCACUAGCUGCUUUCCUCCCUGUCUCUCAGACCUCCAAACUCUUCCUCCCUGUCUCUCAGAACUCCACUCCUCCAAACUCUUCCUCCCUGUCUCUCAGAACUCCACUCCUCCAAACUCUUCCUCCCUGUCUCUCAGACCUCCACUCCUCCAAACUCUUCCUCCCUGUCUCUCAGAACUCCACUCCUCCAAACUCUUCCUCCCUGUCUCUCAGAACUCCACUCCUCCAAACUCUUCCUCCCUGUCUCUCAGACCUCCACUCCUCCAAACUCUUCCUCUCUCUCUCUCGUUCUCCUCCUAGUUUGAUACUAAAGUGGACUCAGCACAGUGUGUAACAUGUCAAACACAAUAAAGCCUGAAGUUACACUGUC
Messenger RNA from Oncorhynchus keta (chum salmon), 3423 nucleotides. RefSeq names its product transmembrane protease serine 9. NCBI's taxonomy places the organism in Eukaryota, Metazoa, Chordata, Actinopteri, Salmoniformes, Salmonidae. Gene Ontology annotation, cellular component: membrane. The coding region runs from base 89 to 3052 and encodes 987 amino acids. Gene Ontology annotation, biological process: proteolysis. The record is from RefSeq and is a predicted model, not a curated record. The transcript has 19 exons. Gene Ontology annotation, molecular function: GTP binding; serine-type endopeptidase activity.